Messenger RNA from Schistosoma bovis, 1720 nucleotides. The record is from the annotation of a GenBank genome assembly. NCBI's taxonomy places the organism in Eukaryota, Metazoa, Platyhelminthes, Trematoda, Strigeidida, Schistosomatidae.
CAAAUAUCAAAGUUAAUCAAUUACUUGUUUAUUUAUUUAUAGUAAUCUGUUUCAAUUUUGAAUUAAAUUAACAUUUUUCAGUUAAAAAAGAACAAAUAAACAUUAGUUAUGACAAAUGUAUCAUUAAGACUUUAUAUUGAAACUGAUGAUACUGAGUAUCCAGGAUUGAAGAGAUUAAAAUUACAAGGAAAAGAUUUAGAAAAUGUACCAGCUGAAUUGUUCAUGUUAAGAGAAUUACAAGUAUUAGAUAUGAGUCCAGAAAGACAACCAUCAUUAACUUAUAAAUUGUUAGAACUUCCGUCAGAUAUUGGUUAUUUAAUUAAUCUUAGAAUAUUAAUAUUGGAUACAAAUGAAUUGCAUAGUCUACCGUCUGAAAUUGGUUCAUUAACACAAUUAGAAAAAUUAUCUGCAUCAAAUAAUCAACUGAAAAGUCUACCUACAUCAAUGGAGAGAUUAAAGCAAAUGAAAAGUCUACAUUUGGCGAAUAAUUUAUUCGCUGAAUUUCCUAAACCAAUAUUGAAAUUAACGAAGUUGGAGUUCUUAGAUUUAAGUAGUAAUCAUUUGGAAACUUUACCAUCAUCUAUAACUGAAUUAAUCAAUUUAGAAAGUUUAUUAUUAUUCGACAAUCGUUUGACCAGUUUACCAGAGGAUAUUGGUGAAUUACGAAAUAUAAGAUGUUUAUGGUUGGGUGAUAACAGACUGGAAAGUUUGCCACAAUCAAUUGUUGAACUACGUGGAUUGAUAUGGUCACCAUUAUUAUCACCAAGUACAACAGUUGGUGGAAACCCUUUAAAAGAUCCACCGAUUAAAGUAUGCAGUGCAGGACUAGAAGAACUGGAUAGAUAUUUCGGUGUGGAAAUAAUUAAAUGAAUCUACGCGUGCAAACAAAAAGAAUUCUGUAACAAUUAUACACCAUAAAUGACUAGUACUUAUCUAGACAAAAUUCAUUUCUCAGUUGAACAUGAUAAACAAUUUAUUGAUAUUUUCAAUGAUAUAUAUAUGCUACUCACUUGUCGAAAUUAUGCUUACUAACAAGACUAUGAAUACGCACUGAAUAGCAAUCUAGCUAAAUUUCGCAUAUCUCACUAGACGUGUUUUUGAUGACUACACCAUAAUAGUCAGUAGCUAUGUGUAACGACGUAAGUUUGGAUUAAGUCAAUAGGAACAUAAGUUAUUCUGUGUGGUGUUUCAUCAUAAGUAAUUACCAUUAAUUUUAGAGAUGACAUGAUAUUUGCAAACUAAGCACCCAACAAAAAACCUAUUAAUGUAUGAAUUAAGAUAAGAACAUUUCAAACUAAUAUCACAUUGCCUAUGUUUUCUGUUUGACACAUAAGGGAAGAAUGAAGAUGUGACAUUAUUGCUUUUGACACAAUUAUGCAGUUCCGAAUAGGGUUACGAACUGAACAACUUUUCUUUGCAGUUUUCGAACUAUUUUUGCUAGUCAAAUGUACAAAAGACACUCUGAACUUGUGUUAUUGACUGACACAGUAUUUCUCCACAUAACUCUUCAAAUUAUACCAAAAAAGUAUUGAUUUUAGAUGCAAGUUUGUGGACUGUUAAAAAUAUUGAAUUGAUUGACGUUAGAUAUGAUAAUUUAAUGGUAAUUAUGAUACGUUUAAGCGACUUUAGAACUAUUUUAAUUAGUUAUUAAUAUAUAUUUUUAAAUACCUAUAACUUUUGGCUAUUUCCCGAUAAUUUACGUAAAUACAAUUUACAAAAA